This is a messenger RNA of Rangifer tarandus platyrhynchus (Svalbard reindeer), 573 nucleotides long. Lineage: Eukaryota; Metazoa; Chordata; Mammalia; Artiodactyla; Cervidae. The record is from the annotation of a GenBank genome assembly.
AUGGCGGUAGACGCGGAAACACAGACCGGCAUCGAGCGUCUGUCUACGCCUUUCAAGCUCAGCCACGGUUACCCCAUGAGUCUCCUGCUGCCGUCCUCAAGGUGUUGUGGAACACAGGACACCUACACGAGUGCGUAUGGGCGUAGUCACUAUACACGCGCACGAACGCAUGGUGCACCUACUGCGCGGAUAUUGGAGCUUGGACACACGGCCGGCCUCACGCGGUUGGUAGCGAGGGCCUGUCGUACACCCCCCCCUACGUCACCGCUGACAGAAGAGGCCGCAGUCUUCCUACUCCGCUAUCGGCCUCCAGGCCGCCAGAUAGGGAAGUGUACCUUUCUUCUGGCUGCGAAAGCCUGGCUGGAGAGCUGCGGUCAUCGUGUGGUCCUGCUGUUGCAUGUUCGUCUGCGUAUACGGUGGAGGCACAGAUCCGGAGAGAGCGGACCAGAGCAAUAUAAACCGCGACUUCGGGUGGCGGUCGGCCCACAACUUCGCGCAUACAUCGUGCAGAUACGUGCUGGCUUCCCAUCACUGUGCACAGCGGAACUUCGUGGAUCCAAAGCGAAUGAGUAG